This is a messenger RNA of Sclerotinia borealis F-4128, 1497 nucleotides long. Lineage: Eukaryota; Fungi; Ascomycota; Leotiomycetes; Helotiales; Sclerotiniaceae. The record is from the annotation of a GenBank genome assembly.
AUGAUUUUGGAAGAGCAGAGAUUCCUCCAUGAGGAUCUCGAAAGGCUCGAACAAGGCAUCGCCGAUAGAGUGAUUGAAGAUCCAAAACAGGUUCGAGAACGAUUAAAUAGAGACCAUCAAAUCGGAAACUUCCUCGAUCGAAUCCAAGAUCAAUCUAAACGAUUACUAGACAUAUACAAAGAUGUAGACGGGGUCCGAAGUAAAGAGAUUCAAUCUAUAUCGACUGGCGAACCAUUGGAAGAAUUCUAUAAACAACUUGGAGAAAUUAAGGGUUUUCAUCAAAGAUAUCCAAAUGAGCCGGUUGAGAAUCUCGAAAAGGCAUACAAGAAGAAGGCACCUACAGAAGGGGAGACCGCCACAUCCGAAAUUGACAAUAUGUUCACGGGUGAGGAAGCUUUUGGAAGAUUCCUAGAUCUCACUACCAUUCACGAAUUAUUUCUCAACCUCCCCAAUAUCAAGCGCCUUUCCUAUUUGCAAUACUUGGACAAUUUCGAUUCAUUCGCACCUCCAACAUGUCCCGUGAAACGCCCAGAUAAGAUGACAGAUCAAUACUUCGCAUACGUUGGGGAACUAGCAAACUAUCUGGAAAGUUUUAUGCGUCGAACAAGGCCGUUGGAAAAUUUGGAGAAAUUGUUUGUGAGCGUUGAGGAAGAUUUCGAUAAGGCAUGGAAGGAUAACGACGUUCCUGGGUGGAAACUGGAGAUUACAGCACCGGUAAAUGGAUCGAGUACUUCUGAAAUCUGGUGCGCAGACUGUGAAAAGGAACUCAAGAAUGAGAAUGUGUACAAGGGUCAUUUAUCAGGAAAGAAGCAUGUUCGAGCCGCAGAAGCGCGAGCAGCGCGGAUAGCCGAGACUGGGGAGGAGAGCAAUGGUGCAGCACAACCAACAUCAUCUACUUCCCGUCUAAAGGAACGUGCCAUAGCGGAGCGAGAGUACAGAGUCAGACGUCUCGCUGCUGCCAUGACACAAGAAAGAAGCGAUACUCGAGUCAACGUCGAACGAAAGCAAGGUAUGACCGAGCGUGAACGACAAAUGGAGCUUGAUUCGUUGUUCGCCGAAUCAUCAUCCGCAGCACCUCGAGAUGGAGAUUCCGACAGCGAUUCGGAUGGAGAUGACAAGAUUUACAACCCACUGAAGCUGCCGUUAGCCUGGGACGGCAAACCCAUCCCUUUCUGGCUUUAUAAACUCCACGGACUCGGUGUUGAAUUCAAAUGUGAAAUCUGUGGAAAUUAUGUUUACAUGGGCAGAAGAGCUUUUGAUAAACAUUUCAAUGAGGCUCGUCAUAUCUAUGGUUUAAAAUGCUUAGGCAUCACAAAUACGACUUUAUUCCGAGAGAUAACGGGAAUUGAAGAUGCGUUGAAGCUGUGGGAUAAAUUACAAAGGGAAAAGAAGAAGGGGAAGACGGAAGAAACUGGUGUUGUUCAAAUGGAGGAUGCAGAGGGAAAUGUUAUGCCCGAGAAGGUUUACUACGAUUUACAAAAGCAAGGCUUGCUAUAA